Messenger RNA from Clonostachys rhizophaga, 1746 nucleotides. The record is from the annotation of a GenBank genome assembly. NCBI's taxonomy places the organism in Eukaryota, Fungi, Ascomycota, Sordariomycetes, Hypocreales, Bionectriaceae.
AUGAGCGCUCAUCCCAAGCCCGAGGACAACAAGACGGCUUCCGAGCACGUCGCCGAGCACGCCGUCGAGGAGCAUGGCGGCUCCGACAACACCACCGAUGCCAAGGCCAUCGACCAGGCGCUCGCCGCGGGCCAGGCCGUCCAGAUGCGUUCCGAGCUCGACGACUUGCCCAUCACCAAGGCGUUCCGCGUCUUCUGGCGCGUUACCUCGCUGUGCAUGCUUGCCGCAUUCGCGUCCGCGCUCGAGGGAUAUCAGUACACUCUGACGGCAUCCAUCGUCGCGAACAAAGGGUUUAUCCGGCAGAUGGCCAACGGCGGCACCAAGCUCGCCCCCGAACAUGUGUCCCUCUGGGGUGGAAGUCUCAGUCUGGGACAGUUUGUGGGAGUCUUGGGUCUGCAGGCGUGCAUCGACAGACUGGGUCGCAAAUGGGCCAUGCACAUCACAUGGUUCGCAUUGGUGAUCUCCGUCCUCGUCGAGUCCGUCUCGAGCAACUGGAUUCACUGGUUUGUCGCCAAAUUGAUCGCGGGUGUCGGGUUGGGCAUGAUGCAGGCUACAUACCCCGUUUAUAUCUCUGAGUUAUCGCCUACCCAGAUUCGUGCCGGUCUUACAACCGCCUAUCAAUUCUGGAACGUCUUGUCCCAUAUCUUUUCCCCGUUGGCUCUCCGACAGCUGAGCUACACCGACCCGUACAACUGGAAGACUGCAAUCUACACCCAGUGGGGCAUGUUGGUUGUCAUGCUUGGCAUCAAUCUGUUUGUUCCGGAAAGUCCUUGUGAGUUUAUUCUACCUACCGCGGCCGUAUUUCCCUGUCCUGAGACUGACGUAAACUUCUUAGGGUGGCUCGUCCAAAAGGACAAGAUCCCUCAAGCUGAAAAGGUCCUGACAAUGGCGUACAAGAACGUCCAGAGCUACAACGUAAAGGAACAGCUGUCCAUCAUCAUCGCCACCAUCGAGCGUCAUCGCCUCGUCAGCGUCGAGCAAAAGUCCCAGCUCAAGGAGAUCUUCAGCGGCAUCAACCUUUGGCGUCUAUUGAUCGCCUUCUGGCCCAAGGCCAUGCAGCAACUGGUCGGACAGAGCUUGACCAACAACUACAGCACCUACUUCUUCCAGCUGGCCGGAAACUCGGACGCGUUCACCGUCACAAUGAUCCUCGCCCUCUGCCAGCUUGUGGGCGUGAUGGCCUGUGCACUGUUCGCCGACAAGUUCGGUAAGCGGUGGUUCACGAUCGGCAUGUUCGGUUCUGCAGCCGUGGCUGUCCUCUGCAUCGGUAUUGUCGGAUGCUUCGAUUAUACCAGUAAAGACCUGGGUAGCCUGCUGGUCUUCUUUGGCUGCGUGUCCAACUUUGGUUGCAUUGGUGGCGCCGGCAUCGCAUACACCUACGUCGCUGAGAUUCCUACUCAGCGUCUCCGUGCUAGAACCGGCUCCGUGGCCCUGAUGGGUUCUUUCCUGCUCGGUAUCCUGUUCAACUACACUGUCCCCUUCAUGCUCCAGGUUUGGGCCGUCAAGUCUGGAUUUUUCUUUGGCACUGUCGGUAUCCUCUCGUGCGCUGUUGGGUGGUACAUCCUGCCUGAGAUGGCUCGCCGAACCCCGGCCGAGAUCGACGAGAUGUUCCAGGACAAGAUCAAGCCAAGGGCUUUCAGGAAGCACGUUACCCAGGUCCAGAUCUACCUCCAGGAGAAGGAGGAGAGGGAGAAGGAAGCCAGGGAAGUGAAGGGAGUGCAGGAGGUGCAGGAAAAGCUGGGAUAG